AUGAAAUGGUUUCGAAGAAAGAAGAAGUCAUCAAAGGAACUAUCAGAUAAACCAACACUCGUACGAAGCUAUACAAAUCGAGCAGACCGAGGCAGAUAUGCAGGGCCUUAUGCAACCCCGCGUGGAUCAAGCAUAACCAAGCUUCCCGAUAAACUUCUCGAACGUAUCUUCAUCCUCGUAUGUCCUCAUUCUCAAGAUGAAACUUACGAGACAUGCGAACAAUCUUCGCUCGAUGAUUGUUGCCCAUUAUGCGAUACGAGAGAUUUGGCACAUUGCGCGCAAGUUUCAAGGAGAUGGAGGAAUACGGCCGUUCGGGUUUUUGUUCGGAUUGAUGCCGUCCAUUUCUGUGAACUCGAAGAGAUAUUAUCGGAAAAGAGAAAACAUAAAGGUCGAUUCAAUCGCAAUGCGGAACCAGAGGAAACGCCCACCGUGAGGUUGCAACUUCUUUGCAGAACGAUUCGCGAUAAUAGAUCGUUGGGAGAAUUGAUCGAAUUCCUCAAAACACCAUACAUGACCAGAGGAGCCUGUAAAGCCGAUCUUGCGCGAAGUGUUUCGGUCUGUCCCAAUAUCCGAUACCUUGAUCUUCCCGAUGGUUUAUUCGCAGAUGAUCCUUCCUGUCACACACUCAAACUCGAAAUUCAAGCGCGAUGUCCAGAUCUGCGAAAGAUGACAUAUAUGACAGGCUCUGAGAGAAGUCUUGAACAAUUGGCAACGGGUCAGGUUUGGAGAAAUUUGGAGGUAUUGGAAUUCACAAGGCUUAAUAUGGAUCCUACAAUCAUUCGCCGUGCUUUGGGGACGUUAACUGGGCUACGUGCUUUGAAAGUUACUGACACGAAGACUUUUAAUGAUGAGGUUUUUCAGCACAGUGAUUACCUACCACCAUUUCCAGCUUUCACCGAAUUGGUCUUCGAAAACACACCUAAUGUCACUGCCGACGGCUUGGAGGCAUACCUAUUCCGAACAGACACCCAACAGAGACUCGCGAGUCUCUCAUUGACAGAAACAGGUAUCCAUCCUCCAACCUUGCAUAGGAUUGUCGACAACGCUCCCGUAUUGACAUUUUUGUCAAUUGUUGAAUCGGUCCAAGCAUCCUUCCCAGCCCUUCAAAAUAUCCCACCACUUACCUCGAUUUCUCUGCACACUUUGCACUACGAAAUCACAUCAUCAUCCUCAAAUGCCCCCAAGAGCAUUGUACAAAGUCAUUACUCAUAUCUUACCACCUCCCUAAUUUCCAAUCGACUUCCUGCGCUUCGAGCUCUUUACGUCCGCGAUUCCGAUUUCCCAGAAUCUCUGAUUGAUCUCGCACCUCCAGCCCCGGCAUAUGCGUCCGAUCCAGAUAAUUUCGUACCACCUAAUCCCUUCGAUCGUAACUCUAUUGCAUCUUUUGCACAGCCUAAUAACAAUCGAUUCAGCUCCAACAACCCUUUUGCAGCUCAGGCCAACAUGGCCCCAAUGAUGCCGACUGGACUGGGACUCAAACAGGAACUGGAGGUUUACAGUAAGGGUCUAGAUGAAAUGGAAUGGAAUUUCGCCAAAGUUCAACCACCAUCUGCACCUGGUAGAAGAGGUUCUGCAACAACAGCAAGGCCGAUAAGUGGAUUUGGGCUCGGUGAUAGUAUGGGUAAAUCAUGGGCUCCAGGUCACGGCGCAAGAAGAAGUGUCAUUGUCGGAAAUGGAUUUGGUGGUUUCCUCGCCGUACCUGCGGAUGAAGCUCCCAGACCCAGCAGCUCAGCUGGUGAAAAGAAGAUACAUUCCAGGAAAAACAGCAGCCAAGAUUUAUGGCGGUGA
This is a messenger RNA of Sclerotinia sclerotiorum 1980 UF-70, 1788 nucleotides long. RefSeq lists its product as hypothetical. Lineage: Eukaryota; Fungi; Ascomycota; Leotiomycetes; Helotiales; Sclerotiniaceae. The record is from RefSeq and is a predicted model, not a curated record. The transcript has 2 exons. Bases 1 to 1788 code for a protein of 595 amino acids. Gene Ontology annotation, molecular function: protein binding.